AUGGCAGUACAUGCUAUGUUCAAUAAUGCAGCACCACCGUUACACGUCCAAAGCUUGGAGAAAGCUGUGGAAGUGAAACCGUUAAUCCAUUACAUCGAUGCUUUGGUCAAAGAUCCAAAGCGAGACCUUUACAGGACCGAUGAUGAUAGAUAUAACGAGGAAAAAGUUUCGAAUGGUAUUAUUGAUCGUAAAUCGGAUAAGCGAUUUUGGAAAGGGAUAAUCAAAAACAAAGAUAAAAAAAAAACAAGUUAUAACUUUGCAAAUGUCAAUAAAAGUAGAAGAUGGCUGCAGGAUAUGUUACUGUCUGAAAGUUCUGAAUCCUCUACUGAUGAUUGCACUAUGACACACGAUGAUCUGAUUGUAUUAUUGAAAUUACAUAAACGAAAACGAAAAUACCAGAAUGUAUUUUCUCGUAAGAAGGAGUUAAAACAAUACAAGUAUUAUUCCUCUGGCUUACUUUUGGAAGAAGACAAGUAUGUCGAACCGAAAUCAAAAAAAAAUGCGGAGAUCGAACAUGUUAAGGCUGAAAAAGGAAAAAGAGGUAGAAAGAAAAAAGCCACUAAAGAGGUUACACCAAAGAAAUCGAGUGAAAAGGAUACAGUAAAUGAAGACGGUAGUGUAUCAGUUGAAAAAGUGGUUAAAAAAGUAAAAUCUCGCCGUCAAGAGAUUGAAAUCAUCCGUAGAAAAAUAUGGAUAGCUAUUUCUAGAAAGGAGGCUAUCAAGGCACAACGUGCGAGGUCGAAUAUUCAACAUAACACUUUAAUCAAUCUAAAGAAAGUGUCACAACUCUGUCAAAAAGAGAUCCGUCGUAAAGCUAUUAAAUCUCAACGUACUUCCAAGGAUAUUUUACCGAGGUCAAAGCGAUUGGUCAAAGAAAUGCUUCUAUAUUGGAGAAAAUAUGAAAAAGUAGAAAGAGAACAUAGGAAACGUGCUGAGAAAGAAGCACAAGAGCAGAGACGCUUAGAUGAAGAAAUAAGAGAGGCUAAACGACAGCAAAGAAAGCUCAAUUUCUUAAUCACUCAAACGGAGUUGUAUGCUCACUUCUUUAGCAAGAAAUUAGGAGUCGCUGAAAAAAAUGACGCUACCGAAGAACAAAUAUUAUCAAAACUUGAAGACGGUGAUCAAUCGCGAGAGAUUACAACAAACUCCGGAAUAAUAGUAGACACCAACGUCGAUGAUUACGAUGAUGAUUUAAUGAAAGAACAAGUUAUCAAAAAUGUUCAAGAUGCUCUCAACUUACAACAAGCAAAGACCCAUAAAUACGAUCUCGAUAAGCAUGCCUCAUCUGCUUUUGGAGAAUUCAGUUUAGCAAAUCCAUCAAUUAGUACUGAAACGUCAUUUCCACAGCCAAUGAUGUUUCAAGGACAACUGAAAACUUACCAACUGAAGGGUAUCAAUGGCAUACUGGCAGACGAAAUGGGACUUGGUAAAACCGUUCAAUCUAUUGCAUUACUUUCUUAUCUUUCGGAGACCCAAAAUAUUUGGGGACCAUUCAUGGUGAUAGCUCCUGCUUCCACUCUACAUAAUUGGCAGCAGGAAUUCAUGAAAUUCACUCCAAAAUUCAAGGUUUUGCCAUACUGGGGAAAUCAGAGCGAUCGAAAAGCAUUGCGAAAAUUUUGGUCACAGAAAGAAUUUACCGCUGACGACUCGCCUUUUCAUGCUCUAAUAACAAGUUAUCAAUUGAUUGUUCAAGAUAUGCGAUAUUUUCAAAAGAUUAAUUGGCAAUAUAUGGUCCUUGAUGAAGCGCAAGCGUUAAAGAGUAGCUCAAGUGCACGAUGGAAAAUACUCCUUAGCUUCAAUUGUCGUAAUCGACUACUAUUAACUGGAACUCCAAUUCAGAAUAGCAUGGCUGAGUUAUGGGCACUUUUGCAUUUUAUAAUGCCUACACUAUUUGACUGCCAUCAAGAAUUUAAUGAAUGGUUUUCGAAAGAUAUCGAAAGUCAUGCUGAAAAUAAAUCAGCCAUUGAUGAAAACCAACUUUCACGCCUCCAUAUGAUACUCAAGCCCUUCAUGUUAAGAAGAAUAAAGAAAGACGUAGAAAAUGAGAUGGCCGAAAAACCUUUUAGCAAUUUAUUCCUCUUUGUUAAAAGAUCGGUCUGUAAUCAUCCCGAACUAUUCGAGCGAAGAGAUGUAAGAUCUCCAAUGUGGAUGAAGGCGAUAAAGUAUCAGUUACCAAAAUUAAUACAUAACGAAGGCAUGAAUUUAGCAACUUAUAAAAUUAAGAAAUCAAGAUAUUUUAUGACCGAUCUUAAUCUAACGAACCCUUUCCACGUGUAUAACUCGUUAUUCAAAGUAUCCACAUUAGAUUAUUCCAAUGGUUACUCCUUUACAAGAUUUAUUAAUCUUUCACCUGCUGAAUUUUCAGCUAUUACUUCUUCAUUAAAUCAGACAAGAUUAUCAAUGAUGAAUACCACAAUGGAACAUGCCAUUCAAAUAUACUUUAGACAUAUGUUAAGAGUAAACUAUCCAGAAUGUAGAGAAGAACUUUAUAGUUACACGAAAAAUUAUUUCUUGAUACUGUGGCCGACAUUUCGUUGCUCUUUUCCUUCAUCUCGCUUUAGUAGUUGCCUUCGUAACUUGAUAUUUACAAGCUAUACGAAUGCUGUUAUAUCUCAUCAAGAUCACCACAUUUAUUCAAAGGCUUCAGCUAUCCACAAUAAUAUUUUGGCUUCGGUGUGCUCGUCGUCUAUUACUCAAGUCUCUAGUUUAGACGGUGGUAAUGAAGAAAAUGUAGAGGAAAUUGAUGUGGAAACGUCACAGAAAUUGAAUAAUACGUCGUCACCUAGCCAUCAGGUUACGAACAGUAAAUCCACCAUACUUAAAACAAUGCCUACGACAUGCCCGUCAUUUUUAGUUUGCUAUAUACCGAAAGCUAUUGCUCCAAAUGUUAGUACUUAUUGUGUUGAUCGUGGUGCGGCCAAUAAGGACAUAGAAACAUCAUCUAUGAAAAGUCUCUCAAGUUGGUAUCCUGCACGGAAAGGCACCAAGUUACGAGAGGGUCUUCAUACUAGUCUACGUAACGUAAUAGAUUGGGAAGUAGUACGGCCUCUCAAUGGAUGGUCAUAUAUGGCAAUUCCGGAUAAAAAAUCGCUAGUUACAGAUAGUGGAAAAUUGCGAAUUUUAGAUGUGCUACUUAAAAAAUUAAAAUUUGAAGGACACCGCGUCCUGAUCUAUUCACAAAUGACGAGAAUGAUUGAUCUAUUGGAAGAAUAUAUGGGAUUUAGAAAACAUAUAUAUAUGCGAUUAGACGGAUCGUCCAAAAUAUCUGAUAGACGUGAUAUGGUAGCCGAUUUUCAAAGUAAAUCUGAUAUAUUUGCGUUUUUAUUAAGCACAAGAGCAGGAGGUCUAGGAAUAAACUUAACCGCUGCCGAUACCGUAAUAUUUUACGAUAGCGAUUGGAAUCCAACUGUUGAUCAGCAAGCAAUGGAUAGAGCUCAUAGAUUAGGUCAAACAAAGCAGGUAACUGUUUAUCGUCUGGUAACAAGUGGUACUAUCGAAAAUCGUAUAUUGAAACGAGCUCAAGAAAAGAGUGAGAUUCAAAAGAUGGUAAUUUCAGGUGGAAAUUUUAAGCCAGACGCUUUGAAAUCUAGAGAGGUUGUUUCGUUAUUGCUUGAUGAUGAUGAUUUAGAGAAGAAAUUUAAGCAAAAGGAAGAGGAAAGAAAAGCCUUAGGUGGGCAAUCCAAAGAGCGGAAGAAAAAGAGAGAAAAUGGAACUGAUAAACCACCAGCCAAACGUGGAAGAAAGAAGAAACAGCCAGUUAUUGUAGAUGUCGAAACUAUCGAUAAACCGAUUGAGUUUGUAACAAAUAGCGCGAACGGAAGUUUAUCUGGACUGGAGGGAAUGUCGAUAGAUGGUGAAAUUGAACAAGCAGAUGAUAUAGAUAAUGCUAAUAUCUCUGUUACCGAAGUUGGUAGCGAAACUUCCAGUAUUCCUGAUAAUCAAUUACAGAUGUCGCCUAUCGAUGUCGAGAAAAGUCGAGGUCGAGGUCGAGGUCGAGGUAGAGGUAGAGGAGUAGGGCUGGAGGCACAACUGGAGGUGCAGGAAGUACAAGAGGUCGUCGGUCCACUAGAGGGAGUAGAGGAGGACGUGGCGGAAGAGGAGGCGGUGCAGCUGCUGCGGCAGCUGCGGCCGCUGCUGGUGCUGCAGCAGGAGCAGCCGCCGCAUUUGCCGCUUACGGUUACAAUUUAA
Trichoplax adhaerens is the source of this 4188-nucleotide messenger RNA. RefSeq lists its product as uncharacterized. Gene Ontology annotation, cellular component: Ino80 complex. Gene Ontology annotation, biological process: DNA repair. The record is from RefSeq and is a predicted model, not a curated record. The transcript has 28 exons. Lineage: Eukaryota; Metazoa; Placozoa; Uniplacotomia; Trichoplacea; Trichoplacidae. Gene Ontology annotation, molecular function: ATP binding; DNA binding; histone binding. The coding region runs from base 1 to 4188 and encodes 1395 amino acids.